AAACAAUUAAUAUAUUCAAUCAAAUAAUUCAUACAUAUUAUACUCCUCUUAUUCAAUAUUCAUUCUUACUCCUUAUUCUUGAAGUCGAUCUAGAAGUAGUUGAUAAAAAUAGAUCAAAAAUAUCUGAUGAUGCUCUUAUAAA
Racocetra persica is the source of this 142-nucleotide messenger RNA. NCBI's taxonomy places the organism in Eukaryota, Fungi, Glomeromycota, Glomeromycetes, Diversisporales, Gigasporaceae. The record is from the annotation of a GenBank genome assembly.